GGUGUGUCUCGUGGCAAGUGGUUUUUGCGUACGGUGAACGAUGAAAUUCACGGAUAAGUUCCUCUAUUUCUUCGCGAUAGUCGGCAUCGCGAACGCCGGUGGACCCACCCUUGUUUUACUCGAUAAUUUAGCCAUCAAAGAAACGCAUUCCAUAUUCUUCAAGACGUUACAAGAUAGUGGAUACACAUUGACAUUCAAAUUAGCAGAUGAUGCUAAUCUGCAGCUGGCCAAGUACAGAGAAUAUCUGUACGAACAUUUGAUCAUAUUCGCACCGACCGUGGAAGAAUUCGGCGGCGCUUUGAGCGUGGAAGCAGUGACCGAUUUCAUCGAUGGCGGUGGUAACGUUUUGGUCGCCGGUUCCUCUCAGACCGGGGACGCGUUGCACGAGCUGGCAUCCGAAUGUGGCUUCGAGAUCGAUGAGGACGGUUCUGCGGUCAUAGAUCAUUUGAAUUAUGACAUUUCCGACAAUGGAUACCACACCAAAAUAGUCGCAGAUUCAUCGAACCUGAUCGAUGCGCCUGUAAUCGUUGGAAACAAGAACGUGGAACCUUUGCUUUAUCAGGGGACCGGUAUAGUUGCGGAAGUAGACAAUCCGUUAAUCCUACGUCUGCUGACAGCGUCUAGUUCAGCGUACUCGUACAAUCCUCAGAAUCCUAUAAAGGAUUACCCUCAUGCGGUCGGGAAGAACACGCUGCUGAUCGCAGCUCUUCAAGCCAGAAACAAUGCUCGAGUCGUAUUCUCUGGCUCGUUGUACUUCUUCAGUGAUGAAGCUUUUACCAGUCCUAUUCAGAAGGCUCAAGGCGGCCAGAAUUACGAAAAGUCUGGAAACGAAGCUGUUGCAACAACAAUUGCCCGGUGGGUGUUUAAAGAGAACGGCGUGAUACGUGUUUCGUCGGUUCACCAUCACCGAGUUGGAGAGACUGAACCACCGGCAGCUUACACAAUCAUGGAUGACGUUGUCUAUUCGAUCGAUGUUCAGAAACUUUCCGGGGAUAAAUGGAUCCCAUACGAAGCGAACGAUCUGCAGUUGGAGUUCGUUCGAAUCGAUCCGUUUGUCCGUAUGACGAUGAAACCGGUAGGAAACGGCCGUUACGAGGCGAGAUUCAAAAUCCCGGAUGUAUACGGGGUGUACCAGUUCAAAGUAGACUACACUCGUAUCGGUUUGACCCAUCUGUACAGUACAACGCAAGUGUCUGUCCGUCCUUUGCAACACACCCAGUACGAACGCUUUAUACCGAGUGCAUUCCCAUACUACGUGAGCGCGUUCUCGAUGAUGGGUGGCGUAUUUUUAUUCUCCCUUGUGUUCCUCCACUAUAAGGAGGACACGAAACCAAAGUCUGAAUAAAUUCCUUGUAGUUUGUUAAGAGUUCAUAAAUGUACGGGUCAUCGCAAAAGUCUUGACGAAGAUCGUUUCAAUGAUGGAGGAAGUGUCGUUGAAAAUAACGGUGAUCGUGUAAUUGAUUAGGAAAGAGUAUUCCGUAUUGAUUCGUUUUUGUUUUAAGAUCGUAUCAACACUAUUGCGAUGACAGAAUAAUUUACAGUCAGCUAAACACGAAUGUAAUACAGUAGUGUCUCGAUGAGUGCGACAACUCCACUUGGGAGCAUUCAUGGCAAGGCGGGAAGGUUUUCAGCCU
This is a messenger RNA of Dufourea novaeangliae, 1634 nucleotides long. It is a transcript of the gene Ost48, whose product is annotated as dolichyl-diphosphooligosaccharide--protein glycosyltransferase 48 kDa subunit. Lineage: Eukaryota; Metazoa; Arthropoda; Insecta; Hymenoptera; Halictidae. Gene Ontology annotation, cellular component: endoplasmic reticulum membrane; oligosaccharyltransferase complex. The coding region runs from base 41 to 1345 and encodes 434 amino acids. The record is from RefSeq and is a predicted model, not a curated record. The transcript is spliced from 3 exons.